AUGUCUCGCCAACCCUCACAGGCCCAGCGGCCGUUGUCUCUCACGGAGGAACUCGAGAAAUUGGAACAAUCCAUCACCUUAACUCUUCAAGAGAUCGACCACAAUUUCAGUCAAGCGCACCGGAUUGUUACCACGAGUAUUCUACCACUGGUGGAGCAAUACACUGAACAUUCCCGAGAUGUCUGGGAAGGUUCCAAGUUCUGGAAGCAAUUCUUUGAGGCAAGCGCCAAUGUUUCUCUUUCUGGCUAUGAAGAACGGAACAACGAUGAAGAGACGGUGCAAGACCCUACAGCCGCAGAAGAAGACUUAUCCACCGAUAUAACACAAAGCACCAGCCACGAUGAGACUUACUCCGAAGAGACCCCCUCCUCUCAACACCACGGCCAAAGGGAGGGUCUAGACCUAACAGACCUUGCAAUCUCUUCCCACAGCACCCCGCGUGCUCCAGGCCACGCCCACCCGGCCGACGAUGACAUGACUGCCUCCUCGAUCGAGUACUCCUCCUCAUACGAGCUCCUGAGAAAGCAAGUCAACGAGUCCGAAGCCCCAUUCGAUCUCCCCGACUCAUCAACCCUCCCAUCAACCCCGGGCCGUCAGCCCUUCUUCCCACGUGGCGUCUCCGCCUCAACCCCAAUGUCCUCACCAUUCCUCCCGCCCGCGUCGCAACCAUCCACACAAGACCGUCGCCACCAAAAGACCUCUGACCCAGUCCUGCACCAUAUGCUCGACAAAACAUUCCGGGUCCAAGCCACGCCACUUGGAAAGGGCUUCCGCAACGUGGGAGGGCCCACGAGCACUCGGUCCAAGUUCAACAUCACGCCGAAGAAAGCCGAGCCUACCUCGAAAUAUGGCUAUGACGACUCUCCCAUUUCCAGCCCGGAACCAGAGGCACCCCAACUUCACUCAGAGAUCUUCUCUUCGCCCAUCAAGGGCGUAAAUACCCCGGGCACGAACCGCAAACGUCGAACUAGCAGCAAUCGCAUGCGCGAAACCCCCAGACCCGGGAUGAGUGUUUUGACUCCCGCCAAGAAGUCAGCUGGAAAAUCGGCCAUGUGGGAUAGUGAUGAUGACAUGGACUAUGAUGAUGAGGAACUUGGGCCGAGCCCGCCCAAGACAAUGCAAUUCCAUAUCCCGCAGAGUAGGCUCAUGAGAACACCUGCGAGAGAAGCUUCCAAGCGCAUUGUGACGGAUUUACUGGCUACUGCUGGUGCUGGGGACAUUACAGAUGACAUGGACGAUGACCAGAGCCCAAGCGUGAUCCGCCGGAUGGAACACUUGGAGGAUGAUACUUUCUAG
Messenger RNA from Penicillium soppii, 1296 nucleotides. RefSeq names its product DASH complex subunit ASK1. Gene Ontology annotation, cellular component: DASH complex; mitotic spindle pole body; mitotic spindle. Lineage: Eukaryota; Fungi; Ascomycota; Eurotiomycetes; Eurotiales; Aspergillaceae. The coding region runs from base 1 to 1296 and encodes 431 amino acids. Gene Ontology annotation, biological process: attachment of spindle microtubules to kinetochore. The record is from RefSeq and is a predicted model, not a curated record. The transcript has 4 exons.